AUGUCCUCCCUCGACAACCAGCUCUCUGCGUUUAAAAACAAGAUCAAAUCGGCGCCUACGAUCAAGAAGCCGUCGUUUGUGGCUAAACGCAAGGAGGAGGAGGAGGGUGUUGGUGGUCAACAAAAGAAGCGUAAGGUGGUUCCGCCCGUGAACCCCUUCAAUGAGAACGUUGGCCGCCACGCUGCUACACAGUUGAUGCAUGCUGUGGAGUACAUCAAAAAGCAGGUUGGUGUUGUUCCGAUCGAGAACAUUCGAUCAUACCUGUCGCUGCAAAGCGCUGAUUUCUUGGUGCCCCUAUUGAAGAAGAUGGACCAGAUGUCCUACAACGCUGUCCAGAGGGGAUUUGAGUACAUGCCCAAAUUCAAUAUCCGUACCAAGGCACAGCUCAUGGCAUUUCUUAAGUCUCAACCUACAGCCAAGGGUCUCAGCGUGCGCGAUCUUAAGGACGGCUGGGCCGAUUGUCUAGACAGUAUCGAAGAGCUUGAGCAGAGCGGAGAUCUGAUUGUUCUCCGUACCAAGAAGGAGAACUCACCAAGAAUGAUGUGGGCUAAUAUGGGUGGGCCAAUCGGCAUGGUUGAUGGAGAGUUCCGGUCAAUGUGGUCACAGAUCAAGGUCCCCGAUGAGUCCGAGUUGCCGUCGAAGUUGGAAGAGGCUGGCCUCAAGCCUACAUCUGUGGAUCCUGCCACUAUCAAGAGCAACAAGGCCAACGGGAAUGGUUCAAAGAAACAAAAGAAGCCCCGUCGAAGCAAGAUCACAAACACACAUCUGGAUGGUGUCCUCAAGGAUUACGGCAGAUAG
This is a messenger RNA of Yarrowia lipolytica CLIB122, 798 nucleotides long. RefSeq lists its product as uncharacterized. Lineage: Eukaryota; Fungi; Ascomycota; Dipodascomycetes; Dipodascales. Gene Ontology annotation, biological process: transcription initiation at RNA polymerase II promoter. The record is from RefSeq and is a predicted model, not a curated record. Gene Ontology annotation, molecular function: TFIIH-class transcription factor complex binding. Gene Ontology annotation, cellular component: transcription factor TFIIE complex.